Messenger RNA from Triticum turgidum subsp. durum (durum wheat), 648 nucleotides. The record is from the annotation of a GenBank genome assembly. Lineage: Eukaryota; Viridiplantae; Streptophyta; Magnoliopsida; Poales; Poaceae.
AUGGUGAAGCACAACAAUGUUAUCCCUAACGGCCACUUCAAGAAGCAUUGGCAGAACUAUGUCAAGACCUGGUUCAACCAGCCUGCCCGCAAGCAGAGGCGCCGCAUUGCUCGUCAAAAGAAGGCUGUGAAGAUCUUCCCUCGCCCUACAUCUGGUCCUCUUCGUCCCAUUGUGCAAUGCCAGACUCGGAAGUACAACAUGAAGGCAAGGGCUGGGAGAGGCUUUACUCUUGAGGAGCUGAAGUUGCUGUCAUGCGUGUUUCUGUCAGCGGGCAUCCCGAAGAAGCUAGCUCCUACUAUUGGCAUUUCUGUGGACCACCGACGUAAAAACCGGUCACUUGAGGGUAUGCAGUCAAACAUUCAGCGACUCAAGACUUACAAGGCCAAGCUGGUUAUCUUCCCAAGGUGUGCUCACAAGGUUAAGGCUGGUGAUUCUACCCCUGAGGAACUUGCCACAGCCACCCAGGUCCAGGGUGACUACUUGCCUAUUACUCGUGGUGAGAAGCGCUCGGUUGAGAUCAUGAAGGUCACUGAGGAGAUGAAGGCGUUCAAGGCCUACGGCAAGCUCCGUGUCGAGAGGAUGAACCAGCACCAGCUCGGUGCCCGCACGAAGAAGGCUGCCGAGGCAGAGAAGGAAGAAAAGAAGUGA